Molecule: messenger RNA, 1499 nt
Organism: Oldenlandia corymbosa var. corymbosa
Lineage: Eukaryota; Viridiplantae; Streptophyta; Magnoliopsida; Gentianales; Rubiaceae
Source: the annotation of a GenBank genome assembly
GGGGGGUUAACGUACCCUAAUAAUCCAUUUCUUUUUAAAAAACCUUUCAUCCUAUUUCCAAAAGAGUAAAAUAUUAUGUUGAAGUUCAUGAAUCUCACCUUGUUGGAUCUUGCAAAUAGCAUACCAUCCAGCAAUUUGCUCUUUCCCAUAGCACUACUACUAACCACCAUAAUAUUCCUUAUCAUCUUGCUGCAAGUUUUGUCACUUAAACGCAGGCAAAAUGUUUUCUUGGUGGAUUUCAGUUGUUACAAACCUAAGGCGAUUGAAAUGUGUAGUAAAGAAAAACACUCCAACGUCUUAAGCUCGGUGGAUACCAAACCGACAAAACACUCGAGUUCAUGAAAAUGAUGAUGGAUAAAGCCGGGUUGGGCGAUUCCACGUAUCUCCCGGAGAACAUGACUCGAGUUCCACACGACUUGUCGUUUCCAUCAGCCCGGAAAGAGACCGAAAGGGCUAUGUUUGGAGCCAUCGAUGCGCUUUUGGCCAAGACUAAUGUGAAAGCGCAAGACAUUGGGAUUUUGGUGGUUAACUGUUCUCUCUUUCAAGUAGUUCCUUCGCUUUCCUGUACUAUUGUGAAUCGUUACAAGAUGAGGGAUAACAUUGCUAAUUAUAGCCUUAGUGGCAUGGGCUGCACCUGUGGACUUGUCGCAAUUGGCCUUGUAGAUCAACUUCUCCACGUUUUUAUAUUACACUUACGAGAAAUUCUCUGUCCGAAAAUUAUUGUCCAUUUUAGAUUUUUCACUUUCAGUAACUGUUCAGAAUAUCUUAUUGGUACACCCAAACACCUAUGCUCUAGUGGUGGAGCUGCCAUACUGCUAUCAAAUCAUCCUUCAGAUCAUAAGAGAUCAAAAUAUCAGCUCAUCGACACCGUCCACACGCACACGGCAAGCUCCAACCCGGCCUACAGAUGCAUAUUCCAGGAAGAAGAUGAAUCUGGUUUCAGGGGAGUCGCAAUUAGCAAAGAUCUCUUAGUCUCAGCUGCUGAUGCCAUCAAACUGAACCUCACUUCACUUGGUCCCUUGAUCCUUCCGCUUUCCGAAAAAAAUCUCGUUCUCAAAGACAUCGUUACAAGAAAAAUCCUUCGAUCCAAGAAUGCGAAGCCGUAUAUCCCGAAUUUCAGCAAAGGGGUUGAUCAUUUCUUCCCACAUGUUGGUGGGAAGCCUGUGUUGGAUGACUUGCAGAAGAAAUUAGGAUUUAGCGUUGUGGCAAUGGAGGCUUCCAGGAUGACACUUUACCGGUUCGGCAACACUUCCAGCAGUUCAGUUUGGUAUGCAUUGGCUUAUGCUGAGGCAAAAGGACGGAUCAAGAAAGGCGAUUCGUUGUGGCAGAUGGCUUUCGGUUCCGGAUUCAAGUGUAACAGCGUCAUCUGGCGGGCGAUUAAGUUCGUUGAGUUUGAGGAUUCGAAUCCUUGGAGUGGCGAAAUACACAAGUACCCUCAAAAUUUGGAUGAUGUUCAACCCAUGACUAAAGAAGAAUACUACCUGGAGCCUUCAAACUAG